UUCAGGAUCUUUCUAAUGUGGUCCGGUCUCCAGACCGUCAGUGCCCAGAUACCGGAGUCCAGGAGGCCGCAGUACAUGGAGCUGCGCCCCGCAGCGGCCGGAGGGGGCGCCCCUGUGCAACAGCUCCAGGCGCCGAAGUCUUCCGACGGCCUGGGCACCGCCCGCGCCUGGAGCUGGGCCUGGCCCGCUAACCACACCGGGGCCCUGGCCCGGGUCGGGGCGGUGGGGGCGCUGCCCGUGCAGCGCACCAAGAGGAAGCCGUCUAUCAAAGCGGCCCGCGCCAAGAAGAUCUUCGGCUGGGGGGACUUCUACUUCCGAGUGCACACCCUCAAGUUCUCGCUGCUGGUGACGGGCAAGAUCGUCGACCACGUGAACGGGACCUUCAGCGUGUACUUCCGCCACAAUUCCUCCAGCCUGGGCAACCUCAGCGUCAGCAUCGUGCCGCCGUCCAAGCGCGUGGAGUUCGGGGGCGUCUGGCUGCCCGGCCCCGCCCCCCACCCUCUGCAGUCGACGCUGGCCUUGGAGGGGGUCCUCCCCGGGCUGGGGCCCCCUUUGGGGUUAGCUGCUGCUGGGGCGGGGCUCGGAGGCAGCCUCGGGGGCGCUCUGGCGGGCCCACUCGGGGGAGCGCUGGGCGUGCCCGGGGCCAAGGAGUCGCGCGCUUUCAAUUGCCACGUGGAGUACGAGAAGACGAACCGCGCGCGCAAGCACCGCCCGUGCCUGUACGACCCGUCGCAGGUGUGCUUCACGGAGCACACGCAGAGUCAGGCCGCCUGGCUCUGCGCCAAGCCCUUCAAAGUCAUCUGCAUCUUCGUCUCCUUCCUCAGCUUUGACUAUAAACUGGUGCAGAAGGUGUGCCCAGACUACAACUUCCAGAGCGAGCACCCCUACUUUGGAUAGUGCGCCCCGACCCCCGCCCCAGCCCUGAGCUUCCCGCCAGGUCCCAGCCUCCCUAAGUGAGACUCCUCCCCGUGACCCGCAACUCCUGUGGCCCCGUGCACCCUUCCAUUCUGGGGGGCGAGAGGAACAGCCCUCCUGGGGACGCUCAGCUGGCGUGGGUCCCCUUUUCCUGAUGGGGAGUGCCUUUGAGGCCCCCUCAGCUGCACCCCAAAGUGAAGGAACAAGAGCGCAGCCCCAGGAAAGGCGGCCCCAGCGCCCCCUAUGCCCACACUGGGUCCCCUUCACGCCCCGGCGCUGGGCUCACACUCCCUCUGCCCUCAGCUGUAAUAGCGCCCGGCCUGGUCCCCUCAUCCCACCCUGACCUUCUUACCCCCAGGCUCUUGUUGUUCUGCUCCACCCCGUCCCCGUGUAAAAGACUGUGAAGAUGUACGUGUGUAAGCCGCGCCCCGCCCCCUCCUGCCUGCCCCACGCCGGUUCCUCUUUCCCCAACGCCCCCAAUUAGGGGAGUGGAAGCAGACGCCUGGGCCUCGGCGAUGACUCCGGCCCCUGCCCUCUGCCUGCCCCUCCCGUCCCUGCAGUCCUGCUCCACCCGCCCCCUCCCGGCUGCUUCCUCUCAGUGAUAUUUUUUCUACUCCAAAACAAAAUAAAGGGAACACAAUAAAGUGAAGUCCAA
This is a messenger RNA of Myotis brandtii (Brandt's bat), 1570 nucleotides long. It is a transcript of the gene NXPH4, whose product is annotated as neurexophilin 4. Bases 16 to 897 code for a protein of 293 amino acids. The transcript is spliced from 2 exons. Gene Ontology annotation, molecular function: signaling receptor binding. The record is from RefSeq and is a predicted model, not a curated record. NCBI's taxonomy places the organism in Eukaryota, Metazoa, Chordata, Mammalia, Chiroptera, Vespertilionidae.